Caenorhabditis auriculariae is the source of this 1175-nucleotide messenger RNA. Lineage: Eukaryota; Metazoa; Nematoda; Chromadorea; Rhabditida; Rhabditidae. The record is from the annotation of a GenBank genome assembly.
AUGCCACAAAUGCAGCUUGCAGGUGAAUAUUUGAAUUUUUUUCAGAAUGAUCUAUUCAUCGUUAUUUUCUGGCUGGAAAAAUAAAUCUGAACCUUUUUUCGUACAGUCAUUCAAAUUAAUUUAAGGGUCUCGUUCCAUUUUUUUUUUGGGACCAGGAAAAAAAAACUGCGUUCUCGAAUUAGGAAUGACUUUUUCAGAAAAGAAUUCACUUAUUUUUAUAAUGAAAAAAAAUAGUUUUAAAACCAUUUAAAGAAAUCAAAACCGUUCUGAAGACGAAAAAGCCUUUUUUUUUCAACUUUCUUUACUUAAUCAGAAUUGGGCUGUUCAUCAAAAAGGUAUUAUUUGUCAAUGCGAGUAAUUUCUUUUCUAGGAUACACCACGAUAAAUGUUCCGAUGCAGUACUUGCAAGGAGGAAUGAAUCCCUACAUGAUGCAGAAUGGAAUGGCUCAGAUGGGACAUCCAAUGAUGCAGCAAAUGAUGCCUCUUUCCCCUUACGGUAAUUUAAAAUUGAACCCCUUUUCCUUUCGUUUUCAAAAGCUCGGUUAUUCCUCAAAUAAUUCUUCAAAAAGACUGUUACUUCAGGAAUGAUGAACCCAAUGAUGAUGGGGGGAAGUUUCAUGAAUCAGGCAGGUUUUGGGCACGAUUUUCGAGAUCCAUCUGGAGCUUUUGAUAGUCGUGGUAAGCUAUUUUUCAAAAUGAAAGGUACUAUUUCAGUAAAAUUUCAGUUUUUAAUGUAAAAAAUAAUCCGAAAAAAGAAUUAUAUAAGCAGAACUGAUUUCUGUUUUCUAACGACUUUGGUUACUUAAAAGUGUGUAGUUUGACUUCAAUUGGAAAAUUCAGGGAACCUAGUGAAAGUUCUCAAGAGUAUAGAGUCGUUUCAUUUGAAUCAGUGUAAAAAAGGUAACAUCUGAUCUUUUUUCACAGGAGUCAUCGCCAAUUCAAUCGCCCCCAAUCCAAUAGUCGAGCAAGCCAGUUAUUUGAGCCUGAUCAACGACAAGGAGAACUUCCAGGUGCUCUCAAAAAUCCUCAAGAAUGUGAUUAGUGACAAUUUGAAGACUUCUGGGUGUUCCUGGGACCUGGCCCAGCUGAAAUGCACCGACGCGUUUGGUCUUUGCAAGGGCGGAUGUCGCGAUUUUGCAGUUAUCGCUGCGGCUAGUCUACAUGAUUGCAGGUAG